UUUCUUAGUGAGGUAGAGGAGAAGAGUCUUUUAGAUCAAGUUGAACCCCGUUUAAAGACCUUACGCUAUCAAUUUGACCACUGGGAUGACCAUUUAGAGCGUCAUUAUUUUCAUUUCUUAAUUAACCCCUUCACAAAAGAAAAUAAGUCGCAGAAAUGUGGAGUUUUACGCUUCUGCUGAGUGCAGUAAUCAUCGCAAUUUAUGGAGAAUCGACGUUUAUACAAACAACUAAUUUUUCGAAAGCACGAAAUGACUAUACAAUGACUUCUGCUACUUCACAAGUCCCAGAAAGUGAUAACAGUUUGAAUAAAGCUGUUUUGUGGUUAAUUGGGCAAAGGGAGAGUAAUUGGGGUUGGAGAAAUGACACCCCUAAGGUACUAAUUGCCCUGCAACUCCUGCAAGCAGAUCCUGAAGUGGCGCAUCUACUUCCCAACAAUUACGAGAUGCAACUGUCUGCAAAACAACUCGAGAUCGAAACCGUCAUCCUUCUUUGGAGGCAUCAUGAAGUUCCCAUAAUCCCGCCCCAACUGGCCCAGUACACCCUAGCUCUGAACGCCAUUUGUCAAGAUCCUAGACAGUUCCAUGGACAUGAUUUAAUAGGGACUUUACUGCACCACGAACCCGUGUUAGAUUUGGACUUUGCUUAUGCGACUUUGGCCGCCUGUACAUCGAACGCGCACGUAAGAAAAAAACAAAUUCGGAGACUCCUGGACAUCGCCAAUUCGGCUAGAGAUCACAAUAUUGAUACCGUAGCCAUGGUGAUAUUAGCUUUGAAAUGUAUCAGCAAAGAUCACAGACACAGAAAUCUACAACAUUCAGUUCGAAGGCCUAGCAUUAAUUUGGCGAGAGAACAACAGCAAGAUGGCGGCUUCGGAAAUUUAUUCAACACAGCUCUAGCCGUACAGGCCCUCUUCGAUAUUAACGAUGUUCACGCACAUUGGAACGAAACCGCGGCAAAAAUGUACAUAGAAUCACGCCAAGACCCAGACGGAGCAUUCACUGACCCUGGCCUGACCGCCGAUAUCAUUUUGGCCUUACAAAACAGAGGUUUGGGAACAAUAAGGAGUCUAGACUGUGGCAGAGCCUCUCCAGACAUCGACAAUCAUGUGGAACUCGACGGACUAACCCAAUAUCAUUUCUACCACGGCAACGACUCUGAACCAAGGAAUAUCAGCAUAAGCUACACCCUUUGGGUGGGCACUAAUAUCACCGAAAAUUACACCCUAACAAUAGUAGCCCCAAGGAACACCUCGUUCUAUAAUAUAAUGCAGAUGGCUAUGGACAUGGACUCGCAUUUCACGUUUGAAGCAUCCGAAUGGCCUAAUGGACACUACGUGCACACUCUGGCCGGGUACAAGGAAGAACCCAUGGGAUAUCACUACUGGUUGCUGUACAGAUUGCCCGAAUUUCCUGACCCUAUGACUCCCCCUGCUAAUCAACUGGUUGCUCCUGUUG
Messenger RNA from Agrilus planipennis (emerald ash borer), 1455 nucleotides. RefSeq lists its product as uncharacterized. The record is from RefSeq and is a predicted model, not a curated record. NCBI's taxonomy places the organism in Eukaryota, Metazoa, Arthropoda, Insecta, Coleoptera, Buprestidae. Gene Ontology annotation, molecular function: cobalamin binding. Gene Ontology annotation, biological process: cobalamin transport.